Molecule: messenger RNA, 309 nt
Organism: Racocetra persica
Lineage: Eukaryota; Fungi; Glomeromycota; Glomeromycetes; Diversisporales; Gigasporaceae
Source: the annotation of a GenBank genome assembly
GAAAAGAUUAAUAAGGUGUGGAAUAUAAGGCAAAGAGACGAUGAAUCAAUACUAGCGUAUACUUACCAUUAUGAAUCGCUUGUAGUUCCGGUAAAAACAAUGAUCAAGAACUAUGAGGAAAUGUAUUGGUAUACUUUCGGGUUAUGUGAAUCGUACCAAUGGCAGGUUGAAUCAAUGUGUCCAAUAACGUACGACGAAGCAAAAGAAUGUGCAUUGGAAUUGGAAACAGAAAUCAAUGAUGGUGGGAUGCAAGGAAUAGAAAUAGGCAAUACGUUAGUUAAAGCUGAUGCUGAAGUCAAAAAAAUUGGA